Hyaloscypha bicolor E is the source of this 3024-nucleotide messenger RNA. Its product is annotated as WD40 repeat-like protein. Gene Ontology annotation, molecular function: protein binding. The coding region runs from base 314 to 2776 and encodes 820 amino acids. The transcript is spliced from 4 exons. Lineage: Eukaryota; Fungi; Ascomycota; Leotiomycetes; Helotiales; Hyaloscyphaceae. The record is from RefSeq and is a predicted model, not a curated record.
AGCAUCUCAUCAUCUUCUGUCACCCAGCAAACAUCGCACGCGACAGCUUGACUCCCACGCAUCUUCCACUUCAUGCUCAAUUGCUGGAGCUGCAACUCUCCUCCAUCCACCCUCCACGGUCACCACGCCAGCUGCAGAACAAUAACCAACUGAGCGCGCGCUACGAAUAGCCUCGUUGUUCUUGCUUCCCCUGGCUCCCCUGACCGCUUGCGCCAACCCCAACAAAUGCCCAGGGUGACGAACAGCUUAGGUGCGACCUGCGUAGUGGUCUCCUCCAGACGGUUGCUUCGGUGCCGUGGGCUGUGAGGUCACGAUGGCCUGGCAGUCCUUGUCUGGUAGCAUGGGGGCGGGCUCCAACGGCGGCGGUAAUGGGAAUGGCGAGGGCCAGCAGCAGGUAAACCAGCCGCAAGGAACGGAGUAUACGCUUCAAGGGGUGAUGCGCUUCCUGCAGACCGAAUGGCACCGGCACGAACGAGAUCGGAAUGGUUGGGAGAUUGAAAGGCAAGAGAUGAAGGGAAGGAUAGCACGGCUGGAAGGCAGUACGAGGAAGAGCGAUGCAAGCAACAAGAGCUUGAAGAAAUAUGUUAAUAUGUUGGAGAAGGCGUUGAAGGAGAGGGAUGCACAAGUCAAGGCGCUGAAAACUGGUGGAGAUGUGAAAAUCGGCGAAUCCAUACCAGAAAGCAAGGGGAAAGAAAACUUGGAAGUUAAAAAUGAGCGGCCUGUUCAAGACAAACCUCACAACUCGUUUCUCGACAUCGAAGACGGAGAAAAGCAGGACGAAGAUCCAGAUAGAGGGAGCCUGAAAGGAUUCAUGGACAAGACACAAGGCGAACUCACCUACCUCAUGGUAUCACCGUCGAACCCACUCCCGCCACGGGACCCUCCACCACCCGAAGAAGCCCUUCUACAACCCCCAUCAUUCCAAGCACCUGGUCAGCCAAGCUUGGAGGAAAUCUAUCAGCAGCAGGCAAGAGAGAAGAAUAUGCGGCAAUCGAACUUGUCUCGACCCUCUCCAUCACCAAAUCAUCAUCCACCUCCUGUUCCUUCGACGUCUAGCCUCUCUGUUAGAAAUCCAGAUCCUCUAGUAUCCAGAUCGCUGGCAGAUCAGCAACCAUUACCGCAAACGACACAGCAAGAAUGGUCUUCGACUUUCCAAAUGUCGGAACAGCAGCCCGAGGAACAAGUUACCAAGGUCAACCACAGCUUCGAUUCAUACGGUAGACAAGUCGACGAGGAGCAAGAGAAAGAACCCCAGACAGAGGCCGAUGGCUGGGAUUUCAAUGAAACAGCCCAGUUCCCCGAGCAGGAGCCGAAAGCUGCACCACAACGACCGGACACGGAUUUGUUUCCAAUUGCUCAAGAACCACCCAAAUCUCCGAACAGAGGACCAGGUUCGCAUAGAAGGAAGGGGUCAAUGUCACGGCGCCGAAGCGGUGAGCAUGAGCUGUCUUUGAACCCGGCGCAAAAAGCAGACACUGGAAGUUUCAAGGUCAGAUUUGGACUGAGGGGUCACCUGGAUGCUGUUCGAUCGGUUAUCUUUACCGGCGGUGGAAGUCCUGGGGAACCAGAGAUUUGCACAGCUGGCGAUGAUGGAACAAUUAAGCGAUGGAUCAUACCAGCUCGGUACGAGAACCAAGGAGGAAUGCACAUCAGCGCAAACGAUCUUGAUAUCCAGAGUUAUUUCACGCAUCGCGGACAUACUGGCACUGUCACGUCUUUGACUUCCUGGUCACCAUCGCAGAAUUUCUCGAGUGGUGGAAGAGCGCAGGGGGAUGGCUGGAUAUUCUCUGGAGGCCAAGAUGCAACCAUCCGGGUCUGGGAACGAGGGCGAGUGGAUCCGAAAGCAACGCUCGACGGCCAUACGGAUGCUGUGUGGACUGUCUGCGUUCUCCCUGGCACGACUGGAACUGUUUUCGGACAGAGCAAUUCGUACGGUGGACCUGAUCGUAUUCUGCUUGCUUCCGGCGCUGCGGAUGGGACCGUGAAGGUCUGGUCUGUCAGUGCGCCACCGCAAUUGAUGUCGCCUCAGGGUGGUGGAAGCGGACGAAGAGGUGGCCGCGUGAGAGGCAAUUCCAUGUCCUCGGGAUCGGCCUUCCCUUCAUCACCGCAACCUAGCAUCGCUUCGAACUCCCCUUUCCACUACACGCUCAUUCAUUCUAUUUCUCGGGCGAACAGCACGGCCUCGCCAACCUGUAUAACGCCACUUUCUACUUCGGGCGACGUUUUUGUUGUCUCAUACUCCGAUGCAGCUGUUUUGGUAUAUGAUACCCGGACCGGUGAGGAGGCUGCAGCAAUGGCGAGUCUCGAGACUUACAACAACACCGUCAAUACGGGCGUCAACGCGAUCGUCGCUACUAAAAGCGGUCUCGAUGGAUCUUUGAGCUUCGAUUCCGGCCGCGGUCUAUCUGAGGAUGAAGGAGUCGUCGGUGGAGCGACUGGAACAAGUGGCGGUGUGGAGGGAAUCAUCAUUUCCGGACACGAGGAUCGAUUCAUUCGUUUCUAUGAUGCUAACAGCGGUCAAUGCACGUAUAACAUGCUGGCACAUCCGGCAGCUAUCUCGGCUCUCGAUUUGUCGCCCGAUGGCAGAGAACUGGUAUCUGCAGGGCAUGAUGCAAGUCUGAGGUUUUGGUCACUGGAGAAGAGGAGCUGUAUCCAAGAGAUCACAAGUCAUCGCCUGAUGAGAGGCGAAGGGGUUUGCAGUGUAUGCUGGAGCAGGGACGGAAGAUGGGUCGUGAGCGCGGGUGGGGAUGGUGUGGUGAAGGUCUUCGCCAGAUAGGAGGUAAUGGGUGUGAUGAGACGGGAUACGUGGACGACAUAAGAUGAGAUGAGAAUACCCUUUCACAUUGUAUUUUCGAAGCACGAUUUGGCGUUGCAUUGCCGCAGCAUGGACGGGAAAGAUCAAAGAUCGAAAUGGAAGAUCAGAUGAGACACAGGCAUGUAGUUUAGACCAUACCAUCACCACCCGGAUCGUUUCUGUUUGGGAAUUGUACAAAAUAACACAAGAUACUUAUUCUCGGAAGUCGU